GUUACAUACCCGCAUUGAGAAAAUUAUGACGUUUUGAUAAAUUUAAUUUGUAUUUAUCUCACUUUUAUUGUCUAUUUUAUAAUAAGUGACAGCAUUUAAACAAAUCUAGUUAUCAAUAGAUUUAUAAGUUUAAUUUACAAUUUUUUGCGAAUAUGAAAGCAUUAUAUACGUAGUUAAAUUUUAGUGUUAUUUGAUAUUUUUGGAGAAGACUUUUUGUCAAAAUGCGUGAAUUUACACGAAGACAGUGGAUGACUGUGGUGGUGAUUUCUGUUGCUGAUUUUUGUAAUGCAAUUUGCGUGGCACUGCAGGCGCCGUUUUUUCCCCAAGAGGCCGAAAAAAAAGGAUGUACUGCGACAGAGUACGGUCUUGUUUUCGGAGUGUUCGAGCUGGCGGUGUUUGUCAUCAGUCCAUUCUAUGGGGCACAUCUGAACAGGCUGGGGCCGAAGCUGGUCUUCAACGCGGGGAUACUCACCACAUCGACAUGCGCCAUUUUGUUUGGAUUACUGGAUAAAGUGGACGGACAUGUACCAUUCGUGACGCUGGCGUUCACGAUCCGAAUCAUCGAGGCGAUGGGCAACGCCGCCUUCCUCACUGCUUCCUUCGCAAUCAUCGCCAAGGAGUUUCCCGAUAAUGUCGCCAGCAUGUUUGCAUCCUUGGAAACAUUCUUCGGCCUCGGCCUCAUCGUGGGCCCAAUGUUGGGAGGAGCGUUAUACAACUGGGGCGGUUACUCCCUCCCAUUUGCAGUGCUCGGCUCCACGCUAUUCCUCACUGCCAUUCUGUGCUACCUUACACUGCCAAAGACGUUCGAUGAUGAGGACAUUAAGCCAACUGGUCCGACAAUGAUGUCAUUGUUAAGGAUCCCUGGCGUGUUGCUGGCUGCAAUCAGUAUCAUAUGCACAAGCAUGAGCAUUGGGUUUCUGCAGGCGACGCUCGAGCCGCAUUUACGAGAGUUCCACUUUUCUCCAGUGAUUCUUGGAGUAAUCUUUAUAAUAAACGGGGGUAUAUACGCACUAUCGGCCCCCGCCUGGGGCUGGCUCUGUGACCAUCCAUACAUCAAGCCCAAGUAUAUCACAGCCUUAGGACACAUGUUCGUUGUUUGCGCUUUCCUGCUCGUCGGACCGGCGCCUUUCAUUGAUGUGGUUCCUUACCAAUCUACGAUGCUGUGUCUUAUAAUUGGUGGUCUGGUACUACACGGCCUGGGUAUUGGGAGCCUCUUGGUGUCGACGUUCUCUGAUGCCCUUGGUACUGCCAUCUCCAGCGGAUUACCCAACUCCAUCGAGACCUACGGCCUGGUGUCGGGUAUGUGGACGUCUACCUUCGCGCUGGGCGCUUUCAUCGGCCCCACCGUGUCGGGCUUGCUCUUCCAGUACAUCUUCUUCAGACCUUCCACAUAUUUCAUUGUUAUCCUUCAUUUCUGUGUGAUGGGCGUAGUUCUCCUGUUCCUAUGCACGUGUGACCGCUACAAGAUGGACGUGUCGGUGUCGGCCGGCGACCUGAUGCAGCUCGACGGAACUCUCGACGAGAGCGUGCUCAUCGGGGAGAAGUUCAUCGCUCCUACUACACGGACUAAGAGUCGGCGAUACGGCAUAAGCGUGGAGCGAUCUCGUCCGCCCGCCAUGAACAGUCUGAUCGCGUGCUCCAGCUACAAGAACCGGCGCAGUCCGUGGAGCCAGCGCACGCCGGUGUACCGCCCCUCCUACGGCAGCCUCGACCAUCGCUUCCGAGCCUCGCUCUCCGUCACAUAGUAGCACGAGAACACUGCCAUCACUUUACUGCAUACAAGCAAAGCUUUAAAUUUUUAAAUCAGUGGAACAGUUUUAAUCAGAAGAACUACGAAUGAGAUACAGAACACUAGCAGACAGCAACUUUAAACCUCCUUAAUCCAACCCUGUCGCAACAUCCAUUCUCAGUGGACAUUUCCUAACUAUAAACUGCCUCCCUGCCAAAUUUCAUCUAUGUCAAGCGGUUUUCGAUAUGUCCGCGAAUUGGUCCUCGUGAAAUUCAGUUUAUCAUAAAUCCGGUAUGAACCAUAGAUUUAUUGGGAUAAAAAGUAGCCAAUAUGUUGCUCAAUAACCUCCUCUAUCUUCAGUGGAAGUCUCAUUUAAAUUUGUUUAGCCGUUCCAAAGAUUAGCCGGGAUAAACAGACAGCCAGACAGACAAAAAUUUAAAAAAAAUAUUCGUGUUUCUCUAUCGUGUAAAUAACUAUAUUCAUUUGAGAAAACACAGUUAUAUUAAAAUCAUAGAUAUAAAUAUUUUUAUUUACAUGUAUUGAAAACAACUAGUGGUAGGAGAGAGUUGAUUUUACUCGAGCGUCAUCUCGAUGCUCAAUUUUUGUUUCCAAAAUUUGACCUAGUUGAAUAAAAAAAUUGAAAAAAUACAAAUACCUACCUAACACAGUAAUAUAUUUAAAUACUAGCGGACGCUAAAAAUAUAAUAUUUCUUUCUUGGUUAACCUUUCUUUCAUAAUAGAUUGAAUCAUGAUAAAACAAUGAUUAUAUGUUGAAGAUUUCGCUGGAAUCUUUGGAAGCCGCAUGAAAAUACGUUGAAUCACUAAGUAGACAAACGGAAAUUUCCUACAGCUUUUUUAAGUUUUACUGUACCUACUUCAUAUAUUUUUUUCAGGAUAAUUUUGAUUAUUUCAUCAAAUUACGUUACAUUAUAAUAGGUAUAGAUUAAUUUCAAUAUACUAAAUCUUGAAGUGGUUGUGGUUGCCGCUACAACCUUAAGGCUUAAAAAGAUUGUAAUAAUACGUAAAAAAAUAUUUAAUUGAAUAAGGCACAUACGACAUAAUAAUAGUACAAGUAAGAUAAGUCGGUAAUAUUUUUACGAGUUGUUACAUUGUAUGACAUAUCAGUUAUUUAGCAUUGUUUAUUACCUAUAUUUUAUAAAUUAUUUUUGUUUAUUUAUGUAUUUUUCCGCUUCUACAAUCUCAAUUAUAAUAAACAUUAUUAUUUUAAUUACGAGUUAUUACAUGUUUACGACAUUUUAUAAUAGGAUUCACUUUAAAUGUGACAAUUACUAUAAUUAUAUUAAUAAUAAUGGUUAAUUUAUGUACCUUUAAAAUUCUCGGACCUAUAAACGAGUAUAUAAUGUAAAUAUUUUAUUAAAUUAAAAACAUUUUUUUUUAUUUUAUCGCCUGCCAUUUAUAUUUUAAUGUAAUAAUUUUUACUAUUAAGUUACAUAUAAAUUAAUUUUGCCACAAAAUUCGAGUCGGGCACGGAAAAAUUUUACUUUUUUUCUUGCUAGAAAAUCCCAGUUGGCGCAUAGAGGUGGUGUUUAUGGUGCCACACACAGUCGACACGCCCGUGUCUUGCGGAGCACGAGUAGAGAGUUAAUGAUUGUUCAUAAUUCUUAACCCGUAUUCGGCUCACUGCUGAGCUAGAGUCUCCUCUCAGAAUGAGAAGGGUUAGGCCAAUAGUCCACCACGCUGGCCCAAUGCGGAUUGGCAGACUUCACACACGCAGAGAAUAAGAAAAUUCUCUGGUAUGCAGGUUUCCUCACGAUAUUUUUCCUUCACCGUUUGAGACACAUUUUAUUUAAUUUCUUAAAAUGCACACAACUGAAAAGUUGGAGGUGCAUGCC
Bicyclus anynana (squinting bush brown) is the source of this 3582-nucleotide messenger RNA. Its product is annotated as MFS-type transporter SLC18B1. The record is from RefSeq and is a predicted model, not a curated record. Gene Ontology annotation, biological process: transmembrane transport. Lineage: Eukaryota; Metazoa; Arthropoda; Insecta; Lepidoptera; Nymphalidae. Gene Ontology annotation, molecular function: transmembrane transporter activity. The transcript has 10 exons. The coding region runs from base 222 to 1745 and encodes 507 amino acids.